ACUAUGCAUACGAAAUGAUAAACCCUGAUUGGUCAAUCCUCCAGGACAUACGUAGGAACAUGUAUGUGGACGUCAGCAUGGGACAUACCAUAUAAAGAUUGCAGCGUCUAGGUUCCUGAUUCAUUUCCCUGGUCCUGUUUUACAUCUCAUACAAUAAUGGGAGGUAGUUCGUCGAAGAAGGAAUGUACGUCUCGUUCGCAGGCCUUAGUUUUAUACGAUAAUGACAAAGCUAGGAAGGCCGUACAACAUAUCAGAAGCGACUUUGUUGAUGCACGCAGUUUAGUGGACAAUCUUCUCCCCGGAGACAUGAUUCAAGUGAAAGGAAACUUUAUCCACCAGUGGUUCUACAGCCAUUUUGCAAUCUUCAUUGGUAAUGGAGAGAUUGUCCACGUCGAUACUCCGCGUUCAGGAAGUUGGUCAAGAAAAUGCGAUGUUGUCAGAGUAAAGAUGACAGACGCCUUUUGUGGCAAACUUGUUAGAAAGAAUAACCAUUUGGACAAUACUGAUGGUUUUCGAGACAGAGUUCUGCCACGCAGUCAAAUCGUGAAGACUGCACGCGAUUGGGUAGGCAAGUAUUGGGAUUACAAUUUCUACACCAACAACUGCGAGCAUUUUGUCACACUAUGUCGAUACGGCCGUCCCAUUAGCCUUCAAUCGAGUGGGAUCGGUGACCUAAUAUCGGGAAAGAUCAAUUUUGGCGAGUUUGUGGACCACAGUGUUUAUAGUAUCAAAGAGAAGGCCAGUACCUUGUCUUCCUGGAUAAAACGUAAAGCAAGAGGCCUAUGGGAUGGAAUUGAGAGAACUCUCAGCUUUCCAGCCCUGGAAGGAUAGUUUAAGACGUCGAAAAUCACGAUAUCGAUGUUAACUGUAAAGACUAAAGUGAAA
This is a messenger RNA of Dendronephthya gigantea, 885 nucleotides long. RefSeq names its product phospholipid-metabolizing enzyme A-C1-like. Gene Ontology annotation, cellular component: cytoplasm. Gene Ontology annotation, biological process: N-acylphosphatidylethanolamine metabolic process. The record is from RefSeq and is a predicted model, not a curated record. Bases 157 to 831 code for a protein of 224 amino acids. Gene Ontology annotation, molecular function: A2-type glycerophospholipase activity; glycerophospholipid phospholipase A1 activity. The transcript has 2 exons. Lineage: Eukaryota; Metazoa; Cnidaria; Anthozoa; Malacalcyonacea; Nephtheidae.